CAUCAUCCAGCAGACACGUCGCCGUCUCUCCCCUAAAGCUCGGACGCUGUCGGUCACACUCACACUCGUGACUCGCCUUUCCUGUCUCCCUCUCAAGCUCCUCUGCUCUGCAGUCCGCUCCGCGCUGGAGCAUGGGUUCGAGCCCGAUGACGUGGUCGGCGUCGCCGCCGUCGCCGUGGGGCCGCGGCGCGGGGAAAUGGUGGGCGCUGGGAGGGCCAUUGGCCGUGAAGGCCGUCGGGUUCCUGCUCCUCGCCGGCCUCUUGUUCCGGGUGCUCUGCUCCUUCCCGCCCUCGCCGGCGCCGGCGCUGCAGGUCAGCAAAGGAAAAUGUAAUCUUUUCAAUGGGGAAUGGAUACCGAACCCAUCUGGCCCAGCCUAUACAAAUGCAAGCUGUCGGUUUAUUGACAGUCACCAGAACUGUAUGAUGAAUGGUAGACCUGACAAGGGAUAUCUACAUUGGAAGUGGAAACCUUAUGGAUGUGAUCUUCCACCAUUUGAUGCAGUCAGAUUUCUAGAUUCUAUGAGAAACAAAGCUUGGGGACUAAUUGGUGAUUCCAUUCUUCGCAACCAAGUUCAGUCAUUGCUCUGCCUUCUGUCUAAGGCUGAAGAACCUGUCGAGGUUUACCAUGAUAAGGAAUUCAAGAACAGGAGAUGGCACUUCCAAUCCUACAACUUCACAGUGUCGAUUGUUUGGGCUCCUUUCCUCAUCAGAUCUGAUGUUUUUGAGAAUGAGAAUGGCGAAUCUACCUCUGAAAUCCAGCUCCACCUUGACAUACUUGAUGCUAGCUGGACGAGUCAGUAUGAGAGUUUUGACUAUGUUAUUAUUUCCGGCGGACAAUGGUUUCUUAGGACAGCAGUCUACUGGGAGAAUGGUGCAGUGGUGGGCUGUCAUUAUUGUCAAAACAAGAACCUGGUUGAACUUGGCUUUGAGCACCUGUAUCGUAAAACUCUCCAAAAGGUUUUCAGCUUCAUCACCUCAGCAAAACACAAGCCAGUUAUAUUCUUCAGGACCUGGUCGCCUGAUCACUUCGAGAAUGGUGAGUGGUUCAAUGGAGGAUCUUGUAAUAGGGUGACACCCUUCAAGAAGGGAGAGUACCAGGAGGGGUACAACGAACGCGUCAUGAGGGCAAUCGAACUUGAAGAGUUUAACAAGGCUGCAGCUGCAUUGAGGGGUUCUGUAGAUGUGGAGAGAAUGGAGCUCAUGGAUACUUACAGCCUCUCAUUCUUGAGACCAGACGGCCACGUUGGGCCUUACCGAACACCCUAUCCGUUUGCAAAGGACAGCAAGGACGCUGCAUCCAUUCAGAAUGAUUGCUUGCACUGGUGUGUACCGGGACCUAUUGAUGCGUGGAAUGAUCUCGUUAUGAAGAUGGUACUGGAUCAAUGAACACUAGAGUUAGAUGGUGUUCUCUUCGGUCAUAAUACCACAUAGUAGAGUUCAGUAACUGGAUGUGGAAUCAGUUCCCGCCGGCAGUAGUACUUCACAGCAGCAAAGUGGGGAGGACAAGGCAGUAAAUUGCUUAUAAUGGUACAAGUAUGUACCUUUGGUUUAAAGGUACUGGUUUAUUUGUAGCAACAAAUAGCUAGCAAGUUGCUAGCCCUGUAUAUGCUUAAUUGCAAUUUGCGGAUGUGUAUUUUGUUUCCAAGCUGUAAACUGAGCUUCUGAUGCCAGUUAUUUGCAGUGGCCUUAUAGAAGUAAUCCUGGUAUAACUGGUUGCGCUUCGAUGC
Molecule: messenger RNA, 1726 nt
Organism: Setaria italica (foxtail millet)
Lineage: Eukaryota; Viridiplantae; Streptophyta; Magnoliopsida; Poales; Poaceae
Product: protein trichome birefringence-like 25
Exons: 3
Coding region: 132-1385 (417 amino acids)
Cellular component (GO): Golgi apparatus
Molecular function (GO): O-acetyltransferase activity
Source: RefSeq, a predicted model, not a curated record